Bemisia tabaci is the source of this 941-nucleotide messenger RNA. Lineage: Eukaryota; Metazoa; Arthropoda; Insecta; Hemiptera; Aleyrodidae. The record is from RefSeq and is a predicted model, not a curated record.
UGUUCCCGCACUGCUUGAAAUCUGCCAAUGUAACUCCUUUGUUUAAAAAGGGUUCCAGGCAGGAUGUAUCUAACUAUCGACCUAUUUCUGUUCUUUCUACAGUAAGCAAACUAUUCGAAAAAAUCCUAUUUAAGCAGCUUCUAUGCCACUUUGAGUCCAAUAACCUGCUAUAUGAUCACCAGUUUGGCUUUAGAAAGGGUUUAUCUACCACCCAUGCUCUGUAUAAACUUAUAGAUAAAGUUCUCACCGCCUUUGAAAAAAAACUUCCUGUAAUGAGUAUACAUUUUGAUUUAACCAAAGCUUUCGAUCUCCUCAAUCAUUCUUUGCUACUCAAGAAAUUACAUUUAUACGGUCUCUCUGAAAAUGCCUUAACGCUCAUUGCUUCAUAUCUUUCUGAUCGUAAUCAGAGAGUAAAAAUUGACUCUGUCAAUGGACCCAUUCUUUCUAGUGUCUUACCCUUAAUGACCGGAGUCCCUCAGGGAUCAAUUUUAGGCCCACUUUUAUUUAUCAUUUUCAUGAAUGACCUUCCCUUUAAUGUCAAAUACCCCAUUUUACUAUUUGCGGAUGACACUUCUGCCUUAGUUGAGGGUGGAGAUGUAAUACUUAAGGCUCGUGAAGUGUAUGACCAGGCCUCCGCCUGGUUUAAUGCCAACGAUCUGGCGGUUAACCAAAGUAAGACACAAGCUUUAAUGUACUCAGCCGGCUCUAGUAAUGCUCCAUCCAUUGAUUAUUGUAUUCUAGGAGACUCAAAUAGUAUUCGACUGGAAAACUCUGUUGAGUUUCUUGGUAUCCAAAUAGAUAAAGGGCUCACCUGGAAAGAACAUACCAGUAAAGUCAUAUGUAAAUUAAUCCGAGCAUCUUGGGCCCUUCGCAACCUGUCAAGAAUAUCUACCCUUCAGUGUUGCUUAGCAUUCUAUCAUGCCCAUGUUGUUUCCCAUAUG